Molecule: messenger RNA, 2928 nt
Organism: Carlito syrichta (Philippine tarsier)
Lineage: Eukaryota; Metazoa; Chordata; Mammalia; Primates; Tarsiidae
Gene: EEF2K
Product: eukaryotic elongation factor 2 kinase
Exons: 18
Coding region: 93-2267 (724 amino acids)
Biological process (GO): protein phosphorylation
Molecular function (GO): elongation factor-2 kinase activity; ATP binding; calcium ion binding
Source: RefSeq, a predicted model, not a curated record
UAUCCGCCCGAGGGAGGACCUUCACCACUGCACUUGCCCGGUAAUUCUGGCUGUACCGUGUACCCCUCGGGUAAAACGGACACCCCAAGAACAUGGCAGAUGAAGACCUCAUCUUCCGCCUGGAAGGCGUUGAUGGCGGCCAGUCCUCCCGGACUGGCCAUGAUGGUGAUUCUGAUGCAGACAGUGACGAUGAAGAGGGUUACUUCAUCUGCCCCAUCACUGACGAUCCCAGGUCAAACCAGAAUGUCAAUUCCAAGGUUAAUAACUACUACAGCAACCUAACGAAAAGUGAACGGUAUGGGUCCAGCGGGUCCCCAGCAAGCUCCUUCCAUUUCAAAGAAGCCUGGAAGCACGCGAUCGAGAAGGCCAAGCGCAUGCCCGACCCCUGGGCUGAGUUCCACCUGGAGGACAUUCCCGCAGAAUGUGCUACUCGGCACAGGUACAAUGCUGUCACCGGGGAGUGGCUGAAGGAUGAAGUCCUGAUCAAGAUGGCAUCUCAGCCCUUCGGCCGAGGAGCGAUGAGGGAGUGUUUCAGGACGAAGAAGCUCUCCAACUUCCUUCAUGCCCAGCAAUGGAAGGGAGCCUCCAACUACGUGGCUAAGCGCUACAUCGAGCCUGUGGAUAAGGACGUGUACUUUGUGGAUGUGCGUCUACAGAUGGAGGCCAAGCUCUGGGGGGAAGAGUAUAAUCGACACAAGCCCCCCAAGCAGGUGGACAUCAUGCAGAUGUGUAUCAUUGAGCUGAAGGACAGACCAGACAAGCCCCUCUUUCACCUGGAGCACUACAUCGAGGGCAAGUACAUCAAGUAUAACUCCAACUCGGGCUUUGUACGUGACGACAACAUCCGCCUGACUCCCCAGGCCUUCAGCCACUUCACGUUUGAGCGUUCCGGCCAUCAACUGAUAGUGGUGGACAUCCAGGGUGUGGGUGAUCUCUACACUGACCCACAGAUCCACACUGAGAUGGGCACUGACUUCGGAGAUGGCAACUUAGGUGUCCGGGGAAUGGCUCUCUUUUUCCACUCUCACGCCUGCAACCGGAUUUGUGAGAGCAUGGGCCUCGCUCCUUUCGACCUCUCGCCACGGGAGAGGGACGCGGUGAAUCAGAACACCAAGCUGCUGCAAUCAGCCAAGACCAUCUUGAGAGGGACAGAGGAAAAGUGUGGGAGCCCUCGAGUAAGGACCCUCUCCGGGAGCCGGCCCCCACUGCUCCGUCGCCUUUCUGAGAACUCUGGAGAUGACAUGAGCGAUAUGACCUUUGACUCUCUCCCUUCCUCUCCGUCUUCAGCCACACCACACAGCCAGAAACUGGACCACCUCCAUUGGCCAGUGUUUGGUGACCUUGAUAACAUGGCGUCCAGAGACCAUGACCAUCUGGACAACCACCGGGACUCUGAGAACAGUGGGGACAGCGGAUACCCCAGUGAGAAGCGGGGUGAGCUGGAUGACCCUGAACCCCGAGAACACGGCCACUCAAAUGGUAAUCGGAGGUACGAGUCUGAUGAAGACAGCCUGGGCAGCUCUGGACGGGUUUGUGUGGAGAAGUGGAAUCUCCUCAACUCCUCCCGCCUCCACCUGCCGAGGGCUUCGGCUGUGGCCCUGGAAGUGCAAAGGCUUAAUGCUCUGGACCUUGAAAAGAAAAUCGGGAAGUCCAUUUUGGGGAAGGUCCAUCUGGCCAUGGUGCGCUACCACGAGGGUGGACGCUUCUGCGAGAAGGAUGAGGAGUGGGACCGGGAGUCUGCGGUCUUCCAUCUGGAGCACGCGGCCGACCUGGGUGAACUGGAGGCCAUCGUGGGCCUGGGACUCAUGUACGCCCAGUUGCCCCAUCACAUCCUGGCUGAUGUCUCUCUGAAGGAGACGGAUGAGAAUAAAACAAAAGGAUUUGAUUACUUAUUGAAGGCUGCUGAAGCUGGUGACAGACAGUCCAUGAUCCUAGUGGCCCGAGCUUUUGACACCGGUCAGAACCUCAGCCCAGACAGGUGCCAAGACUGGUUGGAGGCUUUGCACUGGUACAACACUGCCCUGGAGAUGACAGACUGUGAUGAGGGCGGUGAGUACGACGGGAUGCAAGAUGAACCGCGGUACGCACUCCUGGCCAGGGAGGCCGAAAUGCUGUUCACCGGUGGCUGCAGGCUGGAGAAGGACCCACAGAGAUCCGGAGACUUGUACACCCAGGCAGCAGAGGCAGCGAUGGAAGCCAUGAAGGGCCGGCUGGCCAACCAGUACUACCAGAAGGCAGAAGAGGCCUGGGCCCAAAUGGAGGAAUGACUUGCCGGAAAAUCACUGCCAGCUAGUCCCAAACAAAAGGGCUGAGAGGAAGGGGGGGAGACUUAGCUUAGGAAGGAAAAUCAUUUUUAGUAUGUUUUAAAUCAAUUUUUAUAUUUUAUUUUUUGACUCUUGAAAAUGUCUUUGCUACUAUGCUAACCAUCAGAGACUGUACAACUGUCCCUUAGGGCAGUAUAUGGGGAGAGUGGGAGUUGGAAAAGCAGCCCAAUGAACCAACAUGUCAUUUUUAGGCUCUCUCUUAAUUUUUAUUUCAUUUUUUGUCACGAGAUAUAAGAAAGUGCUUUUUGCUUUGGACGGACAUUUCAGGAUGGCUGAAAUCUCGGGCCCAUGGAGCCCUGUGUUUUAUGCGUCGGGCCGGGGAAUGUAGUGCUGCACGUAACUUUCCAUGGGUGCAUAUUGUGGUGACUUAGCCCAAAGUCUUCUUUCUCAGAGCAUUUGGAAGUGUGCAUGGCAUUUUUCAGAGGAUAUGGGAUGGCACCGUCUCCAGGCCCCCUUCUGCCGUGGGGAGGGGCACACUGAAUGCAUUCUAAACUUGUAGUUCAAUUUUCUCCUCCAAGGCUGCUGAUUCUCUCUAGCAGACUAGCCCAAUUCCAUUUUGUAAGCAUGCGUUUUACAGUGGGCUUUAUAAAACAGUUUGAUUUUU